AUGCUAGAAGGCAAGGCAGUUGUUGGUGAGACCGACAUGCUUCAAACCAUGCAACAAGAUGCACUCGAUCUUGCAGCCAAAGCCCUUGACUUCUUUGAUGUCACUGACUCCACUGACAUAGCUCGUUUUAUUAAAAAGGAAUUCGAUAGGAUGUAUGGACCAGGGUGGCAAUGCAUCGUGGGAAGAGAUUUUGGCUCAUUUGUGACUCACUGCUUUGGAUGUUUCAUAUAUUUUCAGAUUGGAAGCCUUUCAAUUUUGCUCUUCAGGGGCUCUGCUGGUUAUCCAGAACCUGAGGAAAACCGGUUUGCACCCUUAGAAUCCUUAGAGACCUUGGAAACAAUGAAAGCUUAA
This is a messenger RNA of Dovyalis caffra, 351 nucleotides long. Lineage: Eukaryota; Viridiplantae; Streptophyta; Magnoliopsida; Malpighiales; Salicaceae. The record is from the annotation of a GenBank genome assembly.